CUAGAAGCGAUUUUUUCGUAACCACUUCCGGUUUAUCAAUCUCUCACUCUGAAGUGGAAACUAGAAAUCAAAGAAGCUCUGAGUCGGUACCGCCUCACUGACCCAACCAGUCCAACAGAGCCGUGACUUUCCCCCGGACCACAACCAGAAGCUUAAAAUGCUAUUGAUGGGUGUUUACCUGGAUCUCUUCUGCUGACCAGUCCAAUGCUUAGUUUCCUAUGGGGGUGGUUACUACUAUGGACCCGGAUUCAGCCCGGCAACCACAGGGCAAGUUGGGUAAAGGCGGCCACGCGCUAAUAGGGGCCAAUCUGGGCGCUCGGGGAAAACACUAUGUGUGCGGCUCUCUUGCUGCGUUUACCAACAUCAUCGUGACCUUUCCUAUUCAGAAAGUGUUGUUCCGGCAGCAGCUUCACGGGGUCCGAGUGACCGAAGCCGUCUGUCAGUUGCAGAGGGAAGGGUUGAGACAUCUCUACAGAGGGCUUCUGCCUCCACUACUGCAGAAGACCACCACCGUGGCCAUCAUGUUUGGUCUGUAUGAGGAUUUUUCCCGGUUGCUUUUGCGUCACGCUCACAGAAGUGGUGCGCCUGAGCUUGUUACGCGGAGCGUCGCUGCUGUGCUGGCCGGGACGGCUGAGGCCGCCCUUACGCCGUUCGAAAGGGUGCAAACACUGCUUCAGGAUCACAGGCACAACGGGCGUUUCAAUAACACCGUCCACACCUUCCGGACUCUCUUGCGGGAUUAUGGUGUGAGGGAGUGCUACCGCGGGCUGGUCCCGGUUUUGUUGCGAAACGGGCCUAGUAACGUUUUGUUUUUUGGCUUGCGUGGGCCAAUUAAGCAGCAUCUGCCUGAUGCCCGAACCCGUAUGGGUCACAUGGCCAAUGACUUUGUGUGCGGCGGGCUGUUGGGGGCGGCGCUGGGUAUCAUGUUCUACCCCCUGAACGUGGUCAAAUCUCGAGCUCAGGCUCAAGUCGGGGGCGAGUUUGUUCCUUGCCAUCAAGUGCUGAUGACGGUGUGGCGGGAACGAGGCGGCAGCAUCGUACUGCUCUUCCGCGGAGCGACGCUCAACUACCACCGAUCUCUUCUGUCCUGGGGGAUCAUCAAUGCGACUUACGAGCUUCUCCUGAAAGUUUUCUGAAGAGCAGGGUGGAUAACGGAGUGCACUUUUUCCGAAGCAAGCCAAAUUGAGGGUUUUUUUACCUUUUGAAAAGAGGUCUGGACACUGCCAGCUCCUUAAUGUCUGCACUUAAAGGGAUAGUUCACCCCAAAAUUGAUAAUUUACUCACGUUCAUGUCAUUUCAAACCUGUAUGAAGAUAUUUAGAAGAAUCUUAGUAAUCAAAUAGUUUUGUGUACCAUUGACUGCCAAAGUAGGAACAAAAUAUACAAUGGAAGUCAAUGGGACCCAAAACUGUUUGUUCUUCAGAAUAUACAAAAGAAAGUCAUGCAGGUUUGGAAUGAUAUGAGGGUAAACAAGUAAAUGAGUUUUGGGUGAAUUGUCCCUUUAACACUUAAUGAUGUGUAUAAUUAUGGAUGGACAGUAUUCGUGUGCUGAUAACUACAUUUAAAGUCCAUCUAUAUUACUCUGCUACUAUAAGUGUUGUGAAAUGUAUCGCCACACGCUGUGGCUCUUGUAUCAGUUUUGUAGUGGCUCUUUUACUCACUUUUUGGGGGUCUGUGGGACACGGAUGGAGAAAGCACGGUGUUGCACUACUGACAGUACAUUUCUACUUUUUUUCCUGUUGUUUUGUUAAAAAAACCUGAUGCACAAACUCUGGACCUGGAGCAUUACAAGCCAUGUGUCAUCGUAAGUGUUACGUGCAGGUUGACCGAGGGUUCGUAAAUGGGUGUGAUUGUGGACCACACAAAGCGAGAUAUGUCUGUACAAGCCUAUGGUGUUAAGUGUUUUUGCCAAUCAGAAAAAGUCCUGAUGUAUUCAAAGAUGUGUGAUCAUUUUCAUGAAAUGCUGUUUUUAUGUAACGAGUGUUUUGUGACAUGAAUGACAUUUUCACAUUGUUCUGGGUGGAAAGUAAACAGUUUAUUCCACUUAUUGCAUUC
Molecule: messenger RNA, 2054 nt
Organism: Onychostoma macrolepis
Lineage: Eukaryota; Metazoa; Chordata; Actinopteri; Cypriniformes; Cyprinidae
Gene: slc25a51b
Product: solute carrier family 25 member 51b
Exons: 2
Coding region: 219-1136 (305 amino acids)
Source: RefSeq, a predicted model, not a curated record